Messenger RNA from Fulvia fulva, 1014 nucleotides. RefSeq lists its product as uncharacterized. NCBI's taxonomy places the organism in Eukaryota, Fungi, Ascomycota, Dothideomycetes, Mycosphaerellales, Mycosphaerellaceae. The transcript has a single exon. Bases 1 to 1014 code for a protein of 337 amino acids. The record is from RefSeq and is a predicted model, not a curated record.
AUGAAGGGGAUCUACGAAGGCGCUGCCUCAGUAUUUGCUUGGCUCGGGAUGCCAGACGACGAUGCUCAGAUAAAAGACGCUAUCGAUCUCAUGGUCAAGAGCUUUGAUGUUUUCUCCGAAGAUAUUGAGGCCCUCGAUGGGGGUAUACAUCCCGUAAAGUGGGACAAAGAUCAUGCACUAUUUCCGCAUGAUGGUUGCAGCGACACAGACCAAGCUUGGAGGACUGUCACCGCCAUAUGCGAUCUGCCAUACUUUCGAAGAGUAUGGAUACACCAGGAAGCAACUACACCUGGCGAAGUCAGAUUCUGGAUUGGCAAGCACAACUUUGACGGUGAUCUUAUGCUAAUGAUCGUAUUAUGCGCACAUCGUUUCGCUGAGGUAUGGGAAUUCCCUGCAGGACUUGCGAAAUCGGUCGGCAUGCGCAGCCACAUAGCGCACGUCACUAUGGCACGAGUAGAUCGCGAGAGGCCAGGACCUCAGCCACUGGUCGAUAUUCUAGCGGAUGUGAGAAUCGCAUCGUGUGCAGAUCAGCGUGACAAGGUGUUCGUAGCUUUGGCCCAUGCGGCUGAGAUUUCCACUAUGGAUAUCGUUGUGGACUAUGACAGAAGCCUCGAGGAAGUCUAUCUAGACAUAGCCCAUUUCGCAUUGGAGCGUCACGGUCUUGAUAUGUUGGGCCUCGUCUACACCCAUGGACCUGGACUACAUCCAGAUUUCCUUUCGCUCGCCGAGGCUCCCCGUCUUCCGACCUGGGUGCCGGACUGGAGACAACGACUGCGGAUAAUGGCUUUGACUAAUGAGGUUAGAGUUCUUGAGGACGGUAGCCCGAUCUACAACCCCUUGCCAGGCACUAUUACCAAGUACGAGACGAAGGGCGCGGCGCUCAGAAAGAGACUUUCGAAGACUAUCAUGGCGCCCACGUGCACGAGAUGGCCGGCGGGCGAAAGAUCGAGUACCCAUGCAGGCAAGCCAAGGGCCACACAUGAGCAUUCAUGGGAUGGAAGCAAUUCAUCGUGA